CUCCCUCCCUCUCUCUCUACCCCCGGGGCGGGAGAAGCCCGUGUUUGGUUCUCAGAGAGAGAGAGAGUCCUUUGGGAAGAGUCACAAAGCGUUUCCCUCAGAGAGAAAGCGGAGUGGCGAGAGCUUCGGGAGUCAUCCGCAGGAAAACCAGCGCUUGCUCUGCACCUCAACGCGCACGUCCUGAAACCACUGGGCCGAGGGACGAGAAGCGAAAGCAAAGAGCGAAAAGAGGAAGAAAGAAGUGACAGAGAAUGAUGACAUCUGAUCUAAGCGCUAGUUGAUCUCUCUUUUCUCUGUGACAGCUUGAACUGUGGAUCUCAAAGCGCACCAGAAGCGACUUUUUCGCACCUUUCCACACUGGGUCAACCCGCGUCCUGACGUCCCUCCGGCGAUUUAAAUUCGUGUUUUAAGUGACUUGACUUUUUGGAUUUUAUUCUGCCGAUAUGCUUUUCCCGUUUUAGCACCCACGUCCACUCGGGACUAGAAUUAAAGGGAUAAAGAGUUCAUCGCUUGGUUUCUAGCGAAGCGCACGCAGCAGCAGCAAAGAGCGCACUCGCGUUCACUCCGCUUGAAUCAGAGUGAAAGAUCAGGAGAACAAGUGCACAGCGAGGCGCGGGGAGAGACUGAGAGGGCGAAAAAGAGGUUACAAGCACCAAGCUUCGGAGGUUUGUUAAUGUUUGGGAUCCAGGAGAGCAUCCAGAGAAGCGGCAGCAGCCUGAAGGAGGAGCCGCUGGGAGGCAUGAACGCUGUCCGGGGCUGGAUGCAGGGGGGCGGCGUGCUGGACGCCAACACAGCCGCCCAAAGUGGAGUGGGUCUGGCCCGGGCUCACUUUGAGAAGCAGCCGCCCUCCAACCUGCGGAAGUCCAACUUCUUCCACUUCGUCCUGGCUCUGUACGACCGCCAGGGUCAGCCGGUGGAGAUCGAGAGGACCAACUUCGUGGACUUCAUCGAGAAGGAGAAGGAAACGAGCGGAGAGAAGACCAAUAACGGGAUUCAUUACCGGCUGCAGCUUCUUUACAGUAACGGCAUCAGAACAGAGCAGGACUUUUAUGUUCGACUCAUAGAUUCCAUGACUAAACAGCCGAUUGUUUACGAAGGCCAAGACAAGAACCCGGAGAUGUGCAGGGUGCUGCUGACACACGAGAUCAUGUGCAGUCGGUGCUGUGACAAGAAGAGCUGUGGAAACCGUAAUGAGACACCCUCAGACCCUGUUAUCAUCGACAGAUUCUUCCUCAAGUUUUUCCUCAAGUGCAACCAGAACUGUUUAAAGAACGCAGGAAACCCGCGAGACAUGAGGAGGUUCCAGGUGGUGGUAUCGACUACAGUGAGUGUGGAGGGACACGUCCUGUCAGUGUCUGACAACAUGUUCGUCCACAACAACUCCAAACAUGGCCGACGGGCCCGCAGGCUCGACCCCGUGGAAGGAACGCCGUCUUACCUAGAACACGGAGCAGCUCCCUGCAUCAAAGCCAUCAGCCCCAGUGAGGGGUGGACCACGGGGGGUGCUACGGUCAUCAUCAUAGGAGACAACUUCUUUGACGGUCUCCAAGUCAUUUUCGGUACCAUGCUGGUUUGGAGCGAGUUGAUCACGCCGCACGCCAUCCGCGUGCAGACGCCUCCCAGACACAUCCCCGGGGUCGUCGAGGUCACUCUGUCUUACAAGUCCAAACAGUUCUGCAAAGGCACACCAGGCAGGUUCAUAUAUACAGCAUUGAAUGAACCAACCAUUGACUACGGUUUCCAGAGGCUUCAGAAGGUCAUCCCUCGGCACCCUGGGGACCCAGAGAGGCUGCCAAAGGAGGUUAUUCUGAAGAGAGCGGCCGACCUGGUAGAAGCCCUCUACGGUUUGCCUCAUAAUAACCAGGAGAUCAUCCUGAAGCGCGCAGCAGACAUCGCAGAAGCUCUCUACAGCGUCCCGCGAGGACACACCCAGCUCUCCGGCUCCGCCCACACUGGCAUGAUGGGGGUCAACUCUUUCACCGGGCAGCUGUCCGUCAACGUCUCCGAGCCUUCACAGGGCAAUCAGGGUUUCGUGCGCAGCAGCAGUAGUGUGUCUCCUCACGGUUACGUGCCUAGCUCCACGCCUCAGCAGACCAGUUACACCUCAGUCACCAGCACCAUGAACGGCUACGCUAACAACACAGGCAUGACCAACCUGGGAGGCUCGCCCACUUUCCUCAACGGCUCCGCAGCCAACUCGCCUUAUGCUAUCGUCCCAUCCAGUCCCACCAUGGCCUCCUCCACCUCCCUCCCCUCCAACUGCUCCUCCUCCUCUGGCGUCUUCUCCUUCUCGCCGGCCAACAUGGUGUCGGCGGCCGUUAAGCAGAAGUCCGCCUUCGCUCCAGUGGUCAGGCCCCCCUCCUCUCCUCCGCCCUCCUGUACCAGCGCCAACGGCAACGGGCUCCAAGAUCAGACAUUUGUGGACUCUAGCAAGUACUCAACAGGCAGCUCUCUACAAGGCCUGGCCUUCACCUGAACAAUCCCUGGAAUGAUCGUCCCACCCAUGUAAAGGUGUGAGUACGCAUAUGUGUGUGUGUGUGUGUGUGUGUGUGUGUGUGUGUGCGCGUGCGACUGACUGUGUGCGAGAUGUGAACCAAGCACACUCACGCCGAUCCUGGUGGAGGAUUUCAGUGCGAGUCAAGACUCCGGUCAGGGGAUGGAAGCAGCCGUCCCCUUCUGAAGGAACAAACCCAACUCAGGCCCUUUCUAACACACACAGAAAAAAACAACUGCAAGAAAACAAAUAUUUGCAAGGAAAUAAGUUGUUUAGACUUUGUACACCUUGAUGCUUUUAUAGGAGAAUGGCCACGCCUAUAUCAUGACUCUCCACGGACACUGGAAGUGUAUUUAUUUUGGAGAGAAUCCACUUCCUCCCUUGAGUGAUUGUUGAUUUGUUUUCCUUUUUUUUUUGUGCAACAGUUAACGUGUGAUAAUCAUCUUCUAACUGUAUCCUACACAAGGGAUUUUCUAUUUAUGAAGUUUGAUCAUAAAUGAAGGAAUAUAAUGUGAAGAAUACCUGAUGGUGAUGAUGAUGAGUAAAAAUGAUGAUGAUGGUGAUGAAGAGGCUGCAGGAUUCAUACAUACAGGGUCAAAUCCAGCCGACACAGACAAGCCAAAAGCAGACACACACGCACGCGCGCUUUCGCUCCUCUUUGCCAAAUCCACAAAAUACUCAGACUGAGAGUUCGUCCUCUGCAUUUAAUCGAUCAGCUCGAAGGAUUCAGAUGCUUCCCGCCUGCGACUGAUGCUGCAGUUUUAGCCAUUCAACAAAUCCCAGUGUUUACUUUGAGCUUGCUUCAUGUGCUUUCACGCUGCAAAUCUGCGUGCUACAUUAUCUUGAAAAAGAGCAAACCUGCCUUUCAGCGAACAGAAUCUGCAGGGAGAAGGAAAAUUCAGUUUAACAAACCAAGGAGAAGUUUGUUUCCACCGUGCAAGACUCGAGAGAGGGAAUAACCGCUAACCCAGGACAGAUUUGAAGAUAGCUAACUGUAAAAAGGCCAGAAAUUAAUGCAGUUCCUUCCCCGUACAGUGAGGUGUAAUUACUGGAUGCCAACAGCAGCUUCACUGUUGAGGAUUUGACCCAACAACUCUGCCAAUGAGUCCGUCCAUCAGCCCUGUUUAGCACACAAUCUGUUUUAAAGGUGGACACAGCCACAGCGACCUCUGUAAGAGGGAGAACACGUCUUAAAGACUGCUGCCAUUUUGACUUUGAUUUUGUUGUGAGAUUCGUUUUCUCAUGUUUUUGUCUUAACAGAUAAAUUCUUAUUUCUAUUUGGUUUGCUGUGAUUUUAAAUAGUUGUUUGUAUUUUUACUGUGAUGAUUAGACAGCCCGUCAGAUUGAUUUUGUUACCUGCCCACUGAUCUGGUUCAGUUGAACAAAUCGAGUGAGGAAACUAGCCAAUGGUGUGUCUUAAAUGCUGCGCUGCAACAAUUGUCUACUUAUGAAACAUUUGUGAAAACAUCUUCACCGAGGUACACUUUCUUCAUAUCUGCCCUUGAGUUCAUCUAUUUUUUUUUUUUACAGAGCAACUGUAUUUAAACCAUUUUUGCACAUAUUUUCUUAAAGCAACACAAUGUAACUUCUGCUGAGCAACACCGCCCUCUGCAGCCACAAGCGGUAAUUAAUUCUGUUGGGUGGUUUUCGUGUACAGAAAACAAAGCCUUUCAAUAUCAGAACGGUGCAUAUUCCUCAUGAUACCUGGCCUCUGGAGCUGGAGGUGCUGUUGCUGUAACUAACACACCAAACUCUGUUUAUAACUCUUGAUAUUUUCAAAGUUUCCUCACUGGAUAUCAGAGAUUAACCCUGGUUUUUAAUGACCAUCUUUUUAACUGAUCUCUUGAGUUUGCUGGUCCUGAUUUCAGCAGUUUAAGCCGCUAGCUAUCACACAGAUAGCACCGUGAUGUACCAUGGCAAUGAUUUUGAAGCUGUUAUCUUAAGGCAAAAUAGUUAUGUAAUGUUGUUUUAAGAAGUAAAGAUGAAGUAUGAUUUUCAUCGUCCAAAAAGGUCAGUUUUUGCAGCGCAGGACAACUAGCCAGCAACAUGUCUUAACUGCGCAGUGUGUGAAAAGUCCCCGAUGGUUUGUUGUGAAAAGUCACGGCUCCCUCAGCCCUGCAGUCUGAGCUCACAGCUCAGUGUGUGUGCGGUUCAAUAGUCUUAACAAAUUUAAUUUAUGCUCUGUUAAUUUUGCCAAAGCCCUUAUUUGAGACAUUAAUGCCUAAACAGUCUUACGCCACAAGUUUCUUUGCUGUUCAGCACGUCUUUUCUUGUCACACAGUCAGAAACAGUAAGCCAAUAAUGCUAUAUUAUGUACAACUGUCAGUGCUGUAUGAGAGCGUCAUAUUAAGAUCUGCAGCAGGUAGAGUUCAUGAAUGCAUCUUUGUUGUUUGUUUGUCACUCAUGUCAAUGAUAUCUGCCACAAAUAGAGGCUAACUGAAUGUGGAUUUGGAUACUUAACUGGACAGAGAACCUAACUAGCAUCAUGUGCUGACAAAUUAAUUCUUUCUAUUCAAUGAACAGGAAAAAUUUGUAACCACUGUCUGAGGAUAUUUGGACCUCCAACUGCCUGCUCAGAAAGCAGAAGAAAAUAUAUAACACUCUUUAAUAUUUUAAGUUUAAACUAAACACGUGAAAGACGCCUCCUCAGCCAGAAGUCAUUGGCCUCGGAAACGAAGACUGAAGGUGUAUCAGCAAAACCGUUAUCAAAAAUUUGGAUGAAAGAAAAAGGACAUUAUCGAGAAAAUAUGACAAAUGCCAAAAAUCAACUGAGACCCUGAAAACUCAGAUCCUUGGUUAUGUUUUGAUUUGCUUUGUCUCUCAUGUCUACACAUUUGAAUGUUAUUAAGACUAUUUGUUUUUGUAUCAUAGCGUCUGUUUAUCAAAAGCCAUACUUCCACUGCUAAUUUCAAUCAAACUAAAAGAAGCCAUGUUGGGUUUUUUUGUCAUUUGUAAGUUAAGAAAGCAGGAGGAUGUUUUUUUGUUUUUGUUUUUUUUAUUAUGUCACAAUGUCGUUUGUAUCAUUAUUGUUGAAAUAAGCAUAAUUUUGUUGCAUUAUCUAGGGUGUAGAGUUUACGAAAUUUGUCAAUAUGAUUAUCUGUGUUUGUCUUCCAUGUGAUGGAUUUAAAGAUGGAAUAAUGAAGGCUGAAAGAGAUGUAAGAAAAAAAAUCUCUUUCUCGAAUCCUUUCUCCUGCAGCCACUUCCCCUGCUUCAGUCAGGUUUUCUGUCCUUUCCUCUGUUCAUUUCCCUCCCCCUCUUUGUUUUGUUUAUGUUAUUAAUACUCUGUAUGUUUGACUUCUUUUCUUCUCCCCCUUUCCUUCACUUUUUCUUUAAAAAAUGAGCCACCUAUUUAUUUUAUCUCAAACAUGGGUCUGGAGACCACUCCUCUGUUCGUGUCUACGUGUGUGUGUGUGUGUGUGUGUGUGUGUGAGUGUCAUCAUUUUU
Messenger RNA from Lates calcarifer (barramundi perch), 5938 nucleotides. RefSeq names its product transcription factor COE1-A. Gene Ontology annotation, biological process: regulation of transcription by RNA polymerase II. The coding region runs from base 674 to 2476 and encodes 600 amino acids. The record is from RefSeq and is a predicted model, not a curated record. NCBI's taxonomy places the organism in Eukaryota, Metazoa, Chordata, Actinopteri, Centropomidae. Gene Ontology annotation, molecular function: DNA-binding transcription factor activity, RNA polymerase II-specific; RNA polymerase II cis-regulatory region sequence-specific DNA binding. The transcript is spliced from 17 exons.